AUGACCACCCAACUGCAUGAUGGACCCGAUCGGGCGUCUAAGCUUGCAUAUAGCAGGUCUGCACCUAUCACGUUCCCCUAUCCCAACCUGGGAUUUGAUGACGUGCUAGUCAACGUUAAAUACGCUGCAACUAUCGAUGAAAAACUCCUCCCUUUUACAGCUGAUGACACCUCCGGCCUCCGUCCAGCGGAAGCAAAACCAGAUAUCAUUGGAGGCCACGCUGGUGCAGGCUUAGUUGUGGCCCUGGGUGAUGGAGUUGACGAUAUCAAAGUUGGAGAUGCGAUUGGGAUCCAGCUGAUCAACAGAACUUGCGGUAACUGUCUUGAAUGUAAUGCCUUUGAUAACAAGGUAUGCUGCCCCUACAUGCAACUCUCUGGGCAUACUGUGGAUGGCACACUUCGGGAAUAUUGCGUUUGCAAAGCAUCCGAGGCGAUUAGGGUCCCUGACUGUACCCCCCUGGAUGCUGUGCCGCCGAUUCUUUGUGUUGGAGGUACCCUUGUGCGAGCGGUAGAAAUGACUUCCGCGCCCAAAGGCCAAAUCAUAGGUAUUAUUGGAGCCACGACAAAUGUCGGCUUGUUGGCUUGUCAGUAUGCCCGGUCCCUCGGAUUCCAAGUCCUGGUCGUACUGUCAGAGGAAGAAGCGGCAAGCCCUCUGGUGGACAAUCUAGACGUGGAUUAUGUGGUACAUGGCUCACCGUCCAAUAUUCUGGCCGAUAUCCAGUCUAUCAUACCUCGUGGGCCUCCUGCUAUUGUUGUCUGUACAGCGACUGGGACUCCGUUCCAGCUCGCACCACAGUACGUCCGCCCGUAUGGGAAGGUCGUCCUCAUUGGAAUUCACCCCGAGGACUUGAUAUAUAUAGAUUACCCCAGCGUUAUCCGGCGUGCCGUCAGCAUCCAAUGGGCUUGGACUGGGGCAAGAUCCGAAACGGAAAAAGCACUGUGUCAUUUGUCCAUGCGACAAAUUCAGAUACCCCGGCACAUUAAGGUCGCCGAACAGGGUUUGGAAACAGAGCAGACAACGAAAGAAGGCAAGCAUACACACAAGCGCGGAAGCGGUGUCUGGACUGUCCUAGAUAUCCCUCAGACGCAAGCUCGAAUCAGCUACAACAGCUUCAAGAGCCUACAAUUUGCACCCGAAACAUUCAACUUCGGAAGGUACUUGGCAUAUCGCAUUGAGGAGCUAGGAGUUAAAGACCUUUUUGGAGUUCCCGGCGACUCUAACCUGAACAUUCUGGAUGUAAUACUGGAGACAAGGAGCUUGAAUUUCAUCGGCUGUUGCAAUGAACUGGAUGCCGGCUAUGCCGCAGAUGGGUAUGCCCGGACCUCGACCUCCCAUGUGGCUGUAGUUGUCGUGCCCUUUGUCGUGGGAAGCUUGUCCGUUCUGAACGCCAUUUGUGGAGCCUAUACAGACAGGCUGAAAGUGAUUGUUAUUGCCGGCUGCCCCGACACGUCAAGGCUCUUGUCAAAUGAGCACCUUCAUCAUACUCCAGGUGUGGCCAGUAUGGAUGUUGCCCUCCAUGCCUUUCGGGAUGUGACGGCAGCCGCUGUUCGGGUAUCCAGUAUAAAAGAUGCAGUGAGCAUACUGGACGAUACUCUCACCGACUGUGUCCGGCAAUCUUUGCCGGUGUAUAUUGAAAUUGCCAAUGAUUUGGCUUAUGGCAAGUGCUCUGCCCCGAAACCCUUGAGCGCAGAGCGAGAUUCAACCUCUCAGAUUCCAGAUUACCGUGACGUGGUAGAAGCCUUUUCACAUGCUUGGCAAUCAGCAUACAUGCCAGUUAUAUUGGUCGGGCCCUGGGCGCACUCGAGUUGUACCCCAACUACUCUCACCUUACUCGCUGAAAAGCUGGGCUGUGCUGUCCUGGUUCAGCCUGAUGCGAGAGGUUUCCCUGAAUCGCACCCCCAGUUCUGUGGCACCUUCUGGCCUUCGGUGUUCAAUCCACUAGGAGAAAAGAUCGUGAUGAAAUCCGACCUCUGGAUUGUUAUUGGUGGGCGUUGGAGCGACCUUCACACGCUUGGGAACCUCGACAUUAACAAAGAAUUGCAUCGGAUCAUUGAUCUUCAGCCCAACUCCGCUCGGCUGCGUAGUGGAUGCUCGCAUGCGAUUUUACUCCAGGAUCUAAUGCUUGAUCUUAUCUCGUCAGAGGUCGAGGAAAAUAGACGAUCAGUCCUUGCUAUUCAAGCAAGUAUACCCGGAGUGGUUACUUCUAGCGACCGAGACAACUCCAGAAUUGACUCACCUGUCACCCUGUCCAACGUCGUGGACGGACUCCACCGGUUAAUCGGAGAAAACGACAUUCUGAUUGCUGAUACAGGAGAGACUUGGUUCAUAUCUCAACAGGUCAAGCUUCCACCGGCAGCAACGUGUCAGUUACAACUGGUAUAUGCGUCACUGGGGUGGGCUUUGCCUGCUGGCUUGGGGUGCCAACUGGCUUGUCCCAAGGGACGAGCUAUCCUUCUGAUUGGAGAUGGUGCAUUCCAAAUGACCGGCCAUGAAAUCAGCACGAUGAUCCGUCAGAAAGUGAAUCCCAUUAUUUUCGUAUUCAAUAAUAUGGGUUAUCGAACAGAAAUUGCCAUCCAGGAUGGUCCCUACAAUUACAUCGCAAACUGGGAUUAUUCUCGACUCGCUGCCUGCUAUUCCAGGCCGCCACAUACUGUUGACGUCUCCGAGCCGCCGGGGUCCGACCCCGAUUUAUCCUUCAUCACGAUGCAGGUCCGAACAUGCAACGGCCUCAACCAAGCGGUCGACCGCGCAAAAGCUGAAAGCUGGAAAUUGUCUUAUCAGCCAAUCAAAGUCUGA
This is a messenger RNA of Penicillium argentinense, 2796 nucleotides long. RefSeq lists its product as uncharacterized. The transcript has 12 exons. Bases 1 to 2796 code for a protein of 931 amino acids. The record is from RefSeq and is a predicted model, not a curated record. Gene Ontology annotation, molecular function: thiamine pyrophosphate binding; magnesium ion binding; carboxy-lyase activity. NCBI's taxonomy places the organism in Eukaryota, Fungi, Ascomycota, Eurotiomycetes, Eurotiales, Aspergillaceae.